GUCCUCAUCGUCUUCCUUCACUUCGCACAGUCCAGACCUCUCUACUGCGGCCCCGACCUCUUCACCAUAAUCGACCUCUGUAUCCUUCUUUCACUCUUCACGCGCACGCGCUUAGACUAACCCGAUCGGUUUUCAGAUCGAAGACCGGUACCGGAAUUUCAUCUUCAAUCCAGGAAACGGGUUCAAGCAUGGAUUCGUAUACACUUAAGUCCAUGGCAGACUUGCCGGCUCCUUUUCGAGCAUGUUUUAAUUUUAGGUAUUUCAACUCUUUGCAGAGUGAAUGCUUUCCUGCAUGUUUCCACUCAGAUGUGAACAUGGUUGUGUCAGCGCCAACUGGAAGUGGUAAAACAGUCAUUUUUGAGCUUUGCAUUUUGAGGCUUCUUUCAAGAUUCAUCUCUGAGGAUGGGAGGUUUACACCUACAAAUGGAACUCUCAAAACAAUCUAUAUUGCCCCAUCAAAGGCUUUAGUUCAGGAGAAGGUUCGUGAUUGGACCCAGAAGUUUGGAUCUCGGGGCAUAGUUUGCUUGGAGCUCACCGGAGAUAAUGAAUCUUACAACACCAGGAGUUUACAGGAAGCAGACAUUAUUUUAACCACUCCUGAGAAAUUUGAUGCUGUAACGCGGUAUCGCGUAAAGGAUGGUGGAUUGGGCUUUUUCAGCGAUAUUGCACUUCUACUUAUUGAUGAAGUUCAUCUGUUGAAUGAUCCUCGUGGAGCAGUUUUGGAAGCCAUAGUUAGCAGAAUAAAAAUGCUUGCUUACAACCCUGAAAUGAAGUCAAGCGCUCUGGCUCAUGUUCGUUUUCUAGCUGUGUCUGCCACCAUUCCAAAUAUUGAAGACCUUGCGGAGUGGCUCAAGGUGCCUGUCCAAGGGAUUAAAAGGUUUGGAGAAGAAAUGAGGCCUGUAAAGCUGACUACAAAAGUUUUUGGCUACGCCCCAGCAAAAAAUGAUUUUCUAUUUGAAAAGCGCCUUCAAAACUAUAUUUUCGAUAUCCUUAUGCAAUAUUCAAGAGGGAAGUCCGCUCUAAUUUUUUGCUCAACUAGAAAAGGUGCACAAGAAGCAGCACAGAUACUUUCUCAGACAGUCAUGGCCUUUGGUCAUUCAAAUCCAUUCAUUAAAAGCAGAGAACAGCAAGAGAGGCUAAGGGAAGCUUCAUUGUCAUGCAGUGACAAACAAAUGCAAUCUUAUAUGAUUUAUGGUGUUGGUUAUCACAACGGUGGCCUUUGCCUCAAGGAUCGCAAUCUCAUUGAAAGUCUUUUUCUUAAGGGUGAUGUUCAAAUUCUGUGCACAACAAAUACUCUUGCUCAUGGAAUCAACCUACCAGCACAUACAGUAGUCAUAAAAUCAACACAGCACUUCAACAAAGAAAAAGGAGUCUACAUGGAAAUUGACCGAUCUACACUGCUACAGAUGUGUGGGAGGGCAGGUCGCCCACCUUUUGAUGAUACAGGAAUGGUUAUAAUCAUGACAAGAAGAGAUACGGUUCACUUGUAUGAGAAUCUCUUGAAUGGAUGUGAGAUGGUGGAAUCACAAUUGCUUUCAUGUUUGACGGAGCAUUUAACUGCAGAGAUAGUUCAACUGACUGUCUCUGACAUUACAAGGGCAAUUGAAUGGAUGAAGUGCUCUUUCUUGUAUGUGAGAAUGAAGAAGAAUCCCGGACACUAUGCAGUUAGAAAAGUGAUUUCCAAUGAUCGUAUAGAAAAGCAUAUGCUAGAGGUCUGUGUACAGAAAGUUAAUGAGUUGUCGCAGCAUCAGAUGAUAUGGACUGAUGAAGAUGGUUUUCUGUUGAAACCACUAGAACCUGGGAGGCUGAUGACGAAGUACUACUUGAAAUUUGACACAAUGAAAUACAUUAUUCAGACACAUGCAAACUGCAGCUUGGAAGAUGCGCUUCAUGUGAUAUGCCGUGCUGAGGAAAUUUCAUGGAUACAGCUCAGGCGCAAUGAGAAAAAGCUUCUAAAUGACAUAAACACUGAUAAAGAUGGUCGACUUCGCUUUCACAUUCUUGGUGAUAAAGGGAAGCGAAAAAAGCGUAUUCAAACCAGAGAAGAAAAGAUAUUUCUUUUGGCUAAUGACUGCUUGACUGGUGAUCCAUCGGUUCAUGAUUUAUCCCUUACCCAGGAUAUGAACUCCAUAUGCUCAAAUGGCUGUAGAAUUGCCAGAUGCAUGAAAGAAUUUUUUAUUUACCAAAAGAAUUACAAAGGAGCCUUGAACUCGAUGCUUUUGGCAAAGUCUAUGUAUCAGAAACUCUGGGAUGACAGUCCAUACUUGCUGAAACAAUUACCAGGGAUUGGAAUGGUGACUGCGAAGGCACUACAUUCGAUGGGAGUUAAAUCAUUUGAGACACUAGCUGAGGCUGAUCCUAGGAGAAUUGAGAUAGUCACUGGUCGAAAAUACCCAUAUGGGAACCACAUAAAAGAGUCUCUACUGUCUCUACCUCCAAAUGUUGAGUUGAAAGUUGAGGAAACUGAAUGCCGGGGGCAAGGGAAACUGAAGCUAGCGGUGACACUGACUAGGCUAUCACAGACACUCCAAUCAACAAAACGACAUUAUGCUGAUAUGAUUGUAGGUUCAGAAGAAGAUAACCUGGUUCUCUUUCAUGAGAAAAUAAGAGUUGAUGAAUUCUCGAGCCCCUAUAGCGCAACAGUUCUCCUGUCAAAUCCCCAACAAGGAAAGCUGACUGUUAAGGCUGAUCUUAUAUUUGAAGAAUACAUUGGUAUUGAUCUAAACCAGGAGCUUAUCUUAAUGAAGAAAAGCAAUUUAAGUGCAAAUAACAAACGAGGAAAAAAAGCACCCUCUCUUCCUCUACCUGAGGAAGUAUGUAUCAUAGAAGAUGAUAUUUAUGAAGGCCCAAGUGAAGUGCUUCCAAACUCGACGAAAUCCAAAAGGGUAGAUGGUCCCAUGCCCAGUUUCAAGCUUCUAGAUGAAGACUCUGAAGAAGAUGAGGUUGCCAACAAAGUUCAUGAAGAUGAGAUUGCUGCCAAAUUUCAAACUGAUGACAAAGUUGUGACACAACAAACAGUAUUUGACCACAUACGUGAAAAGGCAAAGAACUUCCCUGUCUUGGUGUCCUCAAAUAGUGUGCUUCCUCCAUCAUCAGAGCCCUUGGAAUUAGCAAGGAAACGUGCUCGUGAGAAGAAGCUUGGACCGGAAAGUGGAGUAGAGGUUCUGGAAGAAUUAGAAUGGAAUAAAGUUCAAAGACGAACUGUGGUCAAUCCAUCUUCAGAACUUAAAGAAGCAGAACAACAUCUUUCUAGUAUCAAAAAUCAUCCAAAUCCCAGAAGCUCAGCUGCCCUGAACGUCAUGGAUGGCAGAGGAGAAACAAUAUUCGAGCACAUACGCACAAAAGCUAAGAAUUUUCCGGUGAUCAAUAAACCAAAUGUGGAGGAGGCUGAGUCUUUAAUCCAGACAAAACAACGCCUAUAUAAGACUGAACCAGAGUUUAGCAUGGAUAUUACUGCCGUGCUGAAAGGAAGAAAACCAAAUGAGGUUAUCAGAGAUACUGAAUGUGAUGGGAGGUUGCUCUCCGGAAGCUCCUGCAACCCUCAUGGAAUAUUGAAUGCUUCUCCCGGAGGUUUAAGCAAUGGAGCCAAUCUCUCAUCAAGUAACAUGCCAUCUUUCGAUAUCUCCAUGUUCAAGAAUCCGAAGCGACCUGCAGAUCCAGCAAGCACUAUGGAGAAUACUAGGAAGAAACAUCAACACUCUCCAAUUGUACCACCAAGGCACUGCUCGUUGACAGCAGCUGGAAAAUCCAGAGAAGUAGAAACAUUUCUUGGGUUUGAGAGUGUGUUUUCCUUUCUCUGAUGUCUCCUGAAUAACCCGAAAAUGCGAGGAUAUCUGCCACUUAUCACAGUCAUGAAUCCCAGCCUUGAUUUCUGACAGCAGGUUGAAUUUUUCCAUGGUUGUUAUGUGCAGCCUGAUGCUGUUUCAGGUUAUAAACUUCAUGUAGGGUAAAUGGAUGGAUGCUUAUUAGGUUAUUACUUAUUGUCUAGUCGUCUAGUUACCACUUUCCUAUAGCCUAUAGGUAAAAGGAAUGUAGCAAGAUAGUGUUAACAAACAUCCCACUUUAUUGUUCUUAUGAAACUGAACUGUAACUUGCGCUAGUAUUGGACACAUACAAUUGAAUCUAGAGCGUCGUUUGUGUCAAACAUAGGACACUUGCGCUAGUAUUGGACACAUACAAUUGAAUCUAGAGCGUCGUUUGUGUCAAACGUAGGACACUAGAAUGAGGAGCCUAUGGCCAGAACUAAGGUGGCAUUACUACCAAAUAACGAAGCCGAUAGACACGUGGCCGGUGGCCACCACGUGUCUCACCCCUGAGCAGGUGUUAAACGAAGAAGUACCUAGCUAGAAUUCCCGGCUGCAUGUUGCUUUAUCUCCUUCUUCUCCCUCAGCUUUCUGCUUCUCUGGUAUCUCUGCCACCUAUAUCUGGGUCCUCUUCCUCACUGACAUCAGGUUCUUGCUCUCUCUCUGUUUUCAUGUUUUUGUAGAGAUGUUUAAUUUGUGGUUGGAUUAACAAAGUGAUAAGUGAAACAAUUAAUGAACGCACAUUGAAACAAUGUAAAAUAAUCUACAUCAAUCUAUACAAGUAAUCAAGAGAAGUCUAAGAACUGCUAGAUUACUCUAAAAUAUGAUCUACAAAGAUCAUGUUAGUUCUAGAAUGUUCAUGUAAUUAACCAAAUGUAGAUGUAUCUAGAAUAUGGUUCACAAUUAUGUGGUUGAUAAUGAACCACUAAACAAGGUCGCUGGUUUAAGUCGGUUAUCAAGCUCAAUGAAUAUGUGAUGCAUGUCCUCUUUUUCAAAGUUAUUGUCCCACUAAACGCCUUUUUCCAAACUCUUCCUCCUAAAACAGUCCUAAAUUUGUAAUCUCACGCACUUUGUCCUAUCCCACUACUACUAAACACUUCACACCAAAUUCCAAUACUGACAAAUUCCAACAAUGAUCUUGUUAUGGAUUAUUCUGCAGGAAUAAUGGGUGCCCCUAAGAUAGGACAUGCUGCAUAUAAAGGUCCAAGUAUAUAUACUCACGGAGAUCUUGUUUGCAUGAUUAAAACGUCAUUACCUCUGUAGCUUGCACGGGGCAGCUGCCUCUCUAGCUUGGCCAGUAUACAUGGAUAUCAUUUGCUUGCAUAUUCAUUAGCGUCAGUUACUCGUUAGCCUCGCUAACAUAGGUGUGUGUAUCGUUAGCUAAUUUGUAUUGAUAUCGUUAGCCUCUCUUGCUGGCAUGAAUCUGAGAGCAAUUAUCCUCGCUAGCGGAGAGUGAGUAUCGUUAGCCUCACUGGCAAGUGUGUGGCGUGGGAUAAUUUACGUCAUUAAGCUUGAUUACAGUGCUUAAUCGAUCCUGCCCAACCCAAUUGUAUUAGUUGGGCGGUUGGGCCACUGUUGCCUUCAAACUUGUUCCUCUCAUGAAACAAGUGAGAUCCGAUUUUGGUUUUUUUUUCGCCACUGGCCAUUUUAUUGGUCUACGCUAGUAGCUCAUGGUAGGGUACCAUAUGGUUGUAUGCGGCUCACUAUAUAUGAGAUUGCGUUCACAGCAAUUCAAUUUCACAUGCUAGGUUUCCCACAAAACCUACAUGGUACGUAGCCUACGUAGUAUAUUUCUAGAAGCACACUGCCUCUGUUUUAAUCCGAUUUAAUCCGACCAAGC
This is a messenger RNA of Rosa chinensis, 5643 nucleotides long. RefSeq names its product DExH-box ATP-dependent RNA helicase DExH17. The transcript has 28 exons. The record is from RefSeq and is a predicted model, not a curated record. Lineage: Eukaryota; Viridiplantae; Streptophyta; Magnoliopsida; Rosales; Rosaceae. Gene Ontology annotation, molecular function: ATP binding; nucleic acid binding. Bases 189 to 3800 code for a protein of 1203 amino acids.